GGAUGACUUGCCCACAUUCAAGGGGCAACAUCCGCUCAUCCUAUUACAAUCUUCAAAUGCCCAGUCAUGUCUUCCUGUGCUCCGUAAUGUGCUGAUUCGUGAUGAUUCAACUCAGACGAUACUGUUCUGCCUGCUGUAUCCUCCUUCAAGUCUAAUGCAGGGUGGACAAGCAAGCCCAGACCAUAUACGAGUCCACGACUACACCAGCUUUGUUCCAGGGUUCAGUUCGCCUAAGGCCGACUUGGAAAACAGCUUCCUCGCUAUUGUCAAUGAUGCUAAUGCAGACAGUCUGAAUGUCGUCAUUGACUCGGUCGAUACGCUCGUUUCCGACUUGGAGUCUGAUAGCAAGGCCUACAAACUAUUGUGCCUUCUUUUCAAAGUCAUAACGUCACGGUCCCAGGGAGGCGUAUUGAUCCUACAUUCCUUGCCCUGCACUAUCCUGGACAUGGUAACCCAGGCGACCUUCUCGUCUUCGCUGGCGCAUGUGAUUGCACAUCCUCCCGAGCUUCUCUCGCACCUUUCAUCAAUUUACAUGACGAAAUACGAUCCGUCGAGUCCCAACGAGAAGUUCUGGAGUCUCUUCAUCCCAUUCUCUCGGCGCACGUAUGAAGCAGACAAGCUUGUAUAUAGCGCGGACGGCUCGGGUUCAAACGGUGGUGCUUGGUGCGAGCACUGGGUUAGAGGGAAUAAAGUUCUGCACCGAGAGUUCGUCCUCGAAUUGGUCAUCAGGACAGAAGGUCGCCGACGGACUAUCGAAAGGUCGUUGGAGGGUUGGAAAAAUGACCAUCCCACUAACAUCACUAACCUGGAAAGCUUGAAGGAUUUAUGGGCAUACAAGCAGCUACAAGAGCGACCAAGCAAUGACGAUGCAGCUCAACAUCUCACUACCUUCAACUUGAAUCUUACACCAUCCCAAGAAAAGUCUCGAGCAGAAGUUCCCUUACCAUACGCUCAUCCAAGUCAAGGCAAGUCUGAUUCUGCCACGGGACCAUCUACGUCCACCAUCCUUUACGACCCGGAUUCAGCGGAUGACAUCGAUGACGAUGAUCCGGAUGAAGAUCUAGAUAUCUAGUUAGGUUGACAAAAUAUACGUAUUGGCGUUGCAAUUGUCUCUGCACGACUAAAGCAUGUAAAGAUAUUGUGCAUAGCGCUUGCAAUAUA
Coniophora puteana RWD-64-598 SS2 is the source of this 1161-nucleotide messenger RNA. RefSeq lists its product as uncharacterized. Bases 155 to 1072 code for a protein of 305 amino acids. Gene Ontology annotation, cellular component: cytosol; nucleus; elongator holoenzyme complex. The transcript is spliced from 5 exons. Gene Ontology annotation, molecular function: tRNA binding. Gene Ontology annotation, biological process: tRNA wobble uridine modification. NCBI's taxonomy places the organism in Eukaryota, Fungi, Basidiomycota, Agaricomycetes, Boletales, Coniophoraceae. The record is from RefSeq and is a predicted model, not a curated record.